Anopheles cruzii is the source of this 4340-nucleotide messenger RNA. RefSeq names its product cullin-3 (gene Cul3). The record is from RefSeq and is a predicted model, not a curated record. The transcript has 10 exons. Lineage: Eukaryota; Metazoa; Arthropoda; Insecta; Diptera; Culicidae. Gene Ontology annotation, molecular function: ubiquitin protein ligase binding. Gene Ontology annotation, cellular component: Cul3-RING ubiquitin ligase complex. The coding region runs from base 244 to 2583 and encodes 779 amino acids. Gene Ontology annotation, biological process: ubiquitin-dependent protein catabolic process; protein ubiquitination.
CUCAUCACGAUCGUUGUGAAAGUCAUCGGUGAGAAAACACCGUGAAGUGAGGAAACACCGUGAGUUUACUUUGGUGGAGAAUUUUCUCAUUUAAAUCGGCAGUGAAACCACGGAGCUAGACAUUUUUGCGCUGGGAGAACGUGCAGCAACAAAGCAACCUACAAAAACAAUCAACGGUCAGCGGACGAUAGUUUUCUCGACGAAGAAUUUGUAGACCUCGGUCUACCAGAAGUGUCCGCCAAAAUGAAUCGGGUAUCGACACAAAAGAAGGAAGGCAAGAUGCGAAUCCGUGCCUUUCCGAUGACGAUGGACGAAAAGUAUGUGGAGUCGAUAUGGACCCUGCUGAAGAACGCAAUACAGGAGAUCCAGAAGAAGAACAACUCUGGCCUUUCGUUUGAGGAACUGUAUCGGAACGCGUACACGAUGGUGCUGCAUAAGCAUGGCGAGCGGCUGUACACUGGCCUCAAAGAAGUCGUCACACACCAUCUGGAGACGAAGGUACGCGAGGAAGUGCUGCGCAGCUUCAACUGCAACUUUCUGCAGACACUCAACCAGUGCUGGACCGAUCAUCAGACGUCGAUGGUGAUGAUUCGUGACAUUUUGAUGUACAUGGACCGAGUCUACGUGCAGCAGAACGACGUGGACAAUGUAUACAAUCUCGGGUUGAUCAUCUUUCGCGAUCAGGUGGUUCGCUUUCCACGGAUUCGUGAUCAUAUGCGCGAAACGCUGCUGAAUAUGGUGAUGUGUGAGCGCAAGGGUGAAGCGAUCGAUCACAUUGCGAUCAAGAACGCGUGCCAGAUGCUGAUGGUGCUCGGCAUCAAUCAGCGCUGGGUGUACGAGGAGGACUUUGAGCGUCCCUUCCUGACGCAAUCGGCCGCGUUCUACAAGCUCGAGUCGCAGAAGUUCCUCGCCGAAAACAGUGCCAGCGUGUACAUCCGGCGGGUCGAGGCGCGCAUCACUGAGGAAGCGGAGCGGGCCAAACUGUACCUGGACGAGAGCACCGAGAGCCGCAUCGUGGAGGUGGUCGAGGACGAGCUGAUUAAGAAGCACAUGCGCACGAUUGUCGAAAUGGAGAACUCAGGCGUGGUGUACAUGUUGCAGAACACGAAAACGGAAGAUCUGGCCUGCAUGCACAAACUGUUUUCACGCGUUGGCGGUGGGUUGAAAACGAUCGCCGACUGCGUGUCGCAAAACUUGCGAUCGUUGGGCCGCAACUUGGUGAAAGAGGAGGAAAAUGGAAGCACGAACCCGAUCACUUUCGUGCAGAAUCUGCUCGAUCUUAAGGAUCGUUCCGAUCACUUCCUGAUCCACUCGUUCAACAACGACAAAACGUUCAAGAACAUGAUAUCGUCCGACUUUGAGCACUUCCUUAAUCUCAACAGCAAAUCGCCGGAGUAUUUGUCCCUGUUUAUCGACGACAAGUUGAAGAAGGGCUGCAAAGGAAUGUCGGAACAGGAAAUUGAAACCAUAUUGGACAAAACGAUGGUAUUAUUCAGAUAUUUGCAAGAGAAGGAUGUGUUCGAGCGUUACUACAAGGCACAUCUUGCGAAGCGGCUGCUGCUGAACAAAUCGGUCAGCGACGACUCUGAGAAGAACAUGAUAUCAAAAUUAAAGACUGAAUGUGGUUGUCAAUUUACCUCAAAAUUGGAAGGAAUGUUCAAGGACAUGUCCGUUUCGAACACAGUCAUGGAUGAGUUCAAAAAUCACAUCAGCAAUGACUGCACCGCCCUUGAGGGUGUCGAACUGUCCGUGCGGAUUCUAACGACUGGCUUCUGGCCAACGCAGUCGGUUACGCCGAACUGCAACAUCCCGCUAGCACCACGCAAAGCCUUCGAAACGUUUAAGCGAUUCUAUCUGGCCAAGCAUUCAGGUCGACAGCUUACACUACAGCCACAGCUGGGAACGGUCUAUAUGAAUGCCGAAUUUUAUGGCGUUAAGGUGGAGAAGGAAAAGGGCGACGGAAGUUGUAGCAGUUCCGCACCAUCGGGCAGCAGUAGCAGUCCACCGGCCACGACAUCCGGUUCGCAGGAUGCACCCAAACGGCACGUGCUUCAGCUAUCGACGUAUCAGAUGUGUGUGCUGAUGUUGUUCAACACCCGCGAAAGGAUGACAUACGAAGACAUCCAGCAGGAAACGGACAUCCCUAGUAAAGAUCUUAUCCGCGCUCUGCAGUCACUGUCGAUGGGCAAGCAGCAGCAACGGCUACUCGUACGAACACCGAAAACAUCGAAGGAAAUCGUCUCUACCGAUGAAUUUUACGUGAACGAUGCAUUCGUUUCGAAAUUCCACAAGGUAAAAAUUCAAACCGUCGCCGCCAAGGGAGAAUCGGAACCGGAGCGUAAGGAGACGCGAAGCAAGGUCGACGAGGACCGAAAACAUGAAAUAGAAGCCGCCAUAGUGCGCAUAAUGAAAGCUCGAAAGAAGAUGCCUCAUAACCUUCUUGUGUCCGAUGUUACGACACAGCUGAAGAGUCGAUUCCUGCCGUCACCGGUGAUUAUCAAAAAGAGAAUAGAGGGCCUGAUCGAGCGCGAAUAUCUGGCCCGCACUCCGGAGGAUAGAAAAAUCUACGUGUAUUUAGCUUAAACUGCUUUACGCGCCAAAUAUUGUUCCAACACCAGUUCUUGUGCAACCAGCAUGUUGUGCGUGUGUGUGUGGCCAAACUCUUAAACGGAACUCGAUUGGAUGAAAUGAGGGACAGAGUGUGAAGGGGUGGUGCAGGUUAGGAGGUGUUUAGUGUUGUUGCAAAUUGCAAUAAAUGGAGCGCAGCGCGCAUAUGAGAGGACAACUGUUUUGUCACACCCAAACCCGACAGCCGCGCGUCAUGCUGCAAGACGGAGCAACGUGAAAUUGUCUUUUAAACGGAUGGAUUUAUGGGGUGGGCAAUAGCAACUAACACAACAGCGGCGGACUAGCGCUCGGGAGUAUUUGGCCAAACGUGACAAACUUGUUCGGCGUCAGACAAAUAAGUAUAGAGACGAAUAAUUAAAGAAAAAAGGAAAUAAUACUAAAGUAGUUAAUAUGCGGUGGGCGAGGAAAGUUUUUCAUGCACUGAAAAAUGUGUAACAUCAUCUGAGAGAGGAAUGUCGCUGAUGGACAUUGAAUUGCGCCACGUCCACGUCUGCCAAGAGCCUAGUGGCCGUUUCUUAUGUCUGAUGCUGGUAACAGAUCGGCAUGCAGUGUUCAAUAGUACUAUCGAUAGCAUAGCGUUUUGGACAGAACAAAGUUAACGGAACAGAGAUGGACAGAUUGAUUCGUAAAAAUACAAUUGGAAAAUAUCUACUUUAAAAUUCAAGAGAGAGCACAUCAGUGACGCAGUUAACUACCAGUUGAAGGAGUAGCAGUUAACUUUGUGCCGGAAGCGCGAAGACCUCCUAGACCCCUAAUCCCCAGCCUACUACUAGCGAUGAUUGUGUUGCUGAGAAGCAGAGCAUAACCAUUAUAGUUCUUCUUUAUAUCCAAGUUGGCGUUGUUAGGAAUACUCUAAACCUGCUUUACAAGAGUGCUGCGCGAGUUUUUCGCGAAAAUUCAAGUAAUUUCGUUUACACAGGACGAUGGCGGCUCCCAAGAGUCUCGUUGGCGGGAAUGUUUGUCAAUGGGACUGUGAAUGUGUAAAUUCGGUUACAUCAUGCCGCUUUAUUUGGUUUUAACUACAGCAUUGUGACUCACGCAGCAGUCACCAAUAAAAUGCGCAAUAAAAUGUAAAAAUGAAAAAGAAAGAAUGAGCAUUAGGAAGGAAAGGAAAUAGGAGAGAAGUUAACUAAAUAGAGUUAGACAGAUAAAGGAAAGUUUUUCGGACUUUCCCACAUCUGUGAUCGACUGUCUACAUAUGUCGUGUUUUUUUACCUCCACAUCUAUUACACUCUAACGUUUGUUGAAGGUUCGAACGAAAUCUGAUCCAAAAGAUAUUUCGAUAGAUAUUCUCAUUUCUCAGAUAUCCGCACCGGAUUGUUUUCGCAGAUACUUUGAUCAAUCCGACUGUACAAAUCCCGAUCCUUGUUUUUUAAUUCUAUACUAACAUAAGAAAGUACAUUUUUUCUGUUCUCUGCGACUGAAGUUUGGGCAAAUGUGGAUUGUGUCCGUUUCGUUCGUGGAACCCGCACAAGAUGUGUUGCUGUCGUUUCUGGAAUUAUUUUGUUCCAUUCCCUUUUUGUUCGAACAUUCGAACCUAUUGAUAGAAAUGUUUUAAAUGCUUUCACAAAUAUGUAUUGUGCGUGUGUUUUGUUGGGUUUCCAUCCUGUCCCUUGCGUUGGAUCAACUCUCAGUGCGAUACGUUCAGUAGGCAACACGAAUAGUGCUAGAACAUGGGACAAGCAAUAGGUGACAACCUAAGUUAAGAACGA